AUGGCUCAAGUCACUCUUCAAGUUACCGUUGUUGAAGCUCGUAAUCUCAAAGAUGAAGAUACUCUUGGACAAAACGAUGCCUAUGUAGAAUUAUAUUUCGAUAAGGAUUACAAACAACGUACAGCAACUAUCAAAGACACAAACUCUCCUACAUGGAAUGAAACAUUUACCUUUAACCUACGAAAAGGUGAUGAUACUUUACAUAUCAAAGUUUAUGAUGACGAUGCUGUUGGUAAAGAUUCGAUUGGUUCAGCAAAAAUUAGUUUGAAAAAAGUUCAACAAGCGGGUGGCCGUUUAGACGAAUGGGUAAAAUUACCCGCUCACCUCGGUCUUGGCUCACAUGGUGAAAUUCAUCUGAUUUUACAACUCAGUUAA
This is a messenger RNA of Adineta ricciae, 375 nucleotides long. NCBI's taxonomy places the organism in Eukaryota, Metazoa, Rotifera, Eurotatoria, Adinetida, Adinetidae. The record is from the annotation of a GenBank genome assembly.